UUUUAUUUGAAAGUUUAUUGGUAUGAAAGAGCUUCGAAUGUGAAUAAUAAAGGGAAAACAGAACAAGAAAUUAGAGAAUUGGAGGAUAAAGAAAUUGAAAAAAUGGAACGUAAUAGAAAAGCGGGAAAGGAAAUGGAAAAGGAUGGUGGAAUUAUGGAAAUGAAAGAAAAAGUAAUUCAGCGGAAAGAUAUUAUUGAAAAAGUUAAUGCGGUAAGACGCGCUUGUAGAGCAUUGGAACAUCUUAAUAAACGCAGAAGUUUUCUUGUGACUAAUUAUAUUAAAAUACAUCAAUAUGAGGAAAUGAUAAUGUAUAUUCAACAUAUAGUCUGGAGGUUUGCUAAAUGUAAACCUGAAGAAUUUAAAUUAUUAGAUGUUCGACAUAACGUCAUGAAAAAGUUAAUUCUUGGUGAUUGCAAUUAUUUGAUAAAACUUAUAUUGUUUGGAGACAAAAGUAAUAAAGAUAAUGGAAAUGAAAAAAAAGAGGAAUUCGUAAUCAGACAUAUACCAAGAAGUGUGUCUUGGCCAGGAAAAGAAUUUAUAAGAGAUGAUGACCUUCGGUUUAAUAAUGGUAGUCUAGUAUUAGAAGAUAAUGAAAGGCCAGAAAAUGAUAUGGAAUUAGCAAUUUAUCGGUACAAAGGUAAAUUGACCUUAUGACGUUGUUUAUAUCGUUGAUCAAUAACUUGAUUUUAUAUUUAUAGGUCGUGAACUUAAAGAUACUGUUGUUGUUGCUUAUCUUCUGGAGUAUUAUUCUAGUCAUGCAACAGAUUAUGCCGGUUGGAUGAGUACUGUAUCUAAGGCAUUACCUUUAUUAUUUAAAUAUAACUACG
This is a messenger RNA of Rhizophagus irregularis DAOM 181602=DAOM 197198, 827 nucleotides long. Lineage: Eukaryota; Fungi; Glomeromycota; Glomeromycetes; Glomerales; Glomeraceae. The record is from RefSeq and is a predicted model, not a curated record.